AUUCCUCACCUGUCCCAGUAGUAACCCGCAUUCCGUUUUCCGCAGACAGGUGAUUGACUAGCUGAGGCCACAUUAAAAUUCAGCAAAGAGAAGGGACGCUCUGCGAUGCCACUUUGUUUCCUUUUGGCUCGAAGAGACAUGCAUCGUUCUCCACAGCACCGGUAGUGGGAAAUACGAACUGAAGCCAGGAUGAACGAGAUGAACCUGAGUCCCGUGGGGAUGGAUCAGCUGAGCGUGCCCUCGGUGAGCGCGAGCCACCUCGGCCUCCCCGCCUCCCCCACGCACAACUCCAUCACAUCAGCAGGCAUGCCAGCAGUGGCCAUCCCGAGCUUGGCGUCAUCUCUGGGGCCGUUGCCGUCGGCGCUGUCCCUCAUGUUGCCCAUGGCGCCGCUGGCCGAGCGCAACUACCCCCUGCCCCCGCCCCCCUACCCCCAUCUGGAGAGCAGCUACUUCAGGCACAUCCUACCAGGUAUCCUAUCGUACCUGGCGGACCGUCCCCCGCCCCAGUACAUCCACCCGAGCAGCCUUGGCAUGGACGCAGCUCUGUCAGCGGCCAGCAGCGGCCCCCCAGGCCUGGACCCGUAUGGGGGGGGUGCGGGGGGGGGUCUGGAGCCGUUGGGGAUGGUGGGGGUGGGCGGUCUGGACGCGGACUCUCGGCAGGUGGGGGGGCAGGGCGAGCAUGAGGUGCAGGUGUCGCUGGACGGGAGCCUGGGGGGGGCCAUGGAGUCGCGGGGCAGCAGUCCUGGGGGGCCGCUAGGCGGCAUGGAGGGGGGGCGGGGGGGUGUUGGGGUGAUGCCCCUGGAGUUGCCCCCUGCGGUGCUGGAGCAGGAGCAUAUGGGGGGGGACCGCGGGGGUGGGGGGGAAGUGCUGCACCCGUCGGCUGAGCUCGGCGGGGGGGUGGUGAGCGUGGUGCUGACGGGGUCGGCCACGCUGGGCAUCGGGCUGGAGCAGGUGACCCCAGAGGUGACCCUCGGACCAGAGAGCGGCCUCGUGCUGGUCAACAACACGCUGCAGCUCGACGACUCCACCUCCAACAAGGAGAACAUGGCGACCGCAUACAACAUCUGGUGUACCCUGUGUGACCGCUCCUACCCCUCGGACUGUCCCGAGCACGGCCCUGUGACGUUUAUCCCGGACACGCCCAUCCUCACCAGAGCCCGCCUCUCCUUGCCCCGCCCACUCUGCCUGCGCGUGUCAGUGGCCGACGAGCCAAUCGGUGUGUUUGCACGGGAGAAUGUUCCGGUCAGAACGUGCUUCGGGCCGCUGGUUGGGCAGCACUGUGGCAGCGUGGAGCUGAGUGCCUGGACAGACAAGGACACACCCCACAUCUGGAAGAUUUUCCAUGACAACCUGCAGGAGUUCUGCAUCGUCACUACAGAUGAGAACGAGUGCAACUGGAUGAUGUUCGUCCGCAAGGCCAGAACCACGGAGGAACAGAACUUGGUGGCGUACACGGACAACAGGAAGCUUUAUUUCUGCGUCUCCAGAGAGAUCGUCCCAGAGCAGGAGUUGCUGUUCUACUAUAGCAGUGACUACUGCAGGCAGAUGGGUGUUGCCAUGGUACCUGAGGGGCAGGUGUGCCACUGUGGGAAGGAAUGCUCCUCCUUCUCUGACCUCAAGGCUCACUUAUUAAGCCACGCCCCCAGCCCCGCCCCCCAGGAGCACCAUGCGUCUCACUCCGCCCACGAGCACACCAGCCAAUCAGCAGGCAAGCUGAACUCAGGCUCCGCCUCUUCCUCCCCCUGGCCGUGUCACGGAGGCCACACUAGCGGAGGAGGCGGGGCUAGCGGAGGAGGCGGGGCUAGCGGAGGAGGCGGGGCUAGUGGAGGCGGGGCUAGCGGAGGAGGUUCAGGGCGAUCCAGGAAGUUCAAGUGCAGCAUGUGUGCGCGCGCCUUCACCACGUCCACCAAACUCAACACUCACUUUAUGGGCCAUGUGGGCAUGAAGCCACACAAGUGUGAAUACUGUAGCAAGGCCUUCAGCGACCCCAGCAACCUCAGGAUGCACCUCAAAAUACACACAGGUCAGAAGAACUACCGCUGCAGUGUGUGUGAGAAGUCGUUCACCCAGAAGGCUCACGUGGCCUCACACAUGGUCAUCCACACGGGCGCCCGCAACCUCAAGUGUGACCACUGCGACAGACUCUUCAUGCGCAAGCAGGACCUCAAGCAGCACCUCCUCACACACACACAAGACAGCCAGAUCCGCUGCCCCAAGUGUGACAAGCGCUUCCUGAAAACCAACCACCUGAAGAAGCACCUCAACUCCCACGAGGGUCGCCGUGACUACAUCUGCGAGAAGUGCAGCAAGGCCUUCCUCACCAAGUACCACCUGACCCGACACCUCAAGAUCUGCAAGGGCCCGCAGAUGAGCCGGGGGGGGCCGGGGAGGGUGGGGAGGGGCGAGGAAGAGGAGGAUGAGGAGGAGGAAGAUGAGGAGGAGGAGGAGGAAGAGGAGGAAGCAGCUGAGGGACCAGACGACGCUGCUGCUGCCUCACAGGACUGCUGACUCGAGGAGGAG
Messenger RNA from Alosa alosa (allis shad), 2520 nucleotides. RefSeq names its product PR domain containing 4 (gene prdm4). The transcript has 13 exons. Gene Ontology annotation, biological process: cell fate commitment; regulation of transcription by RNA polymerase II. The coding region runs from base 190 to 2508 and encodes 772 amino acids. Gene Ontology annotation, cellular component: cytoplasm; nucleus. NCBI's taxonomy places the organism in Eukaryota, Metazoa, Chordata, Actinopteri, Clupeiformes, Clupeidae. Gene Ontology annotation, molecular function: DNA-binding transcription factor activity, RNA polymerase II-specific; histone deacetylase binding; RNA polymerase II cis-regulatory region sequence-specific DNA binding. The record is from RefSeq and is a predicted model, not a curated record.